UCUAUUUGUGGCAGCUUAGGGCACUAAUGCUCUACAAACUAAAUUGUGUAUUAACUGGAGAACCAGGUUUAUCCAUUUCUAAAUUAAAUGACAACAUUCGAAGAAGCUUAUGAACUUACCGGGUACGGUAAAUACAAUAUCCUAGCCUUGUUCACCAACGGGUUCAUCCUUCUCUACGCGACCGUAGAAUGUCUGAGCUUGGGCUAUGUGCUGAACACGGCCGACUGCGACCUGAAAAUCACUAUCGGACAACGGGGCGCGAUCUCGGCUGCGACUUUUAUAGGCGUGGUGGUGCCGGCCAUGUUUUGGGGGUACGUCGGUGACAAGUACGGGCGGCGCACUACUAUGCUGCCCGCGACUGUGCUAGCCGUCAUAUUCUCAAUUGGCUCAUCUUUGUCUACGAACUUCUUGUCCAUGUUCUUGCUGCGAAUGAUCACCGGUACUAUGGUUUCAGCAUCAUGUGCUACUGCGUACGUGUACCUGGGGGAACUGAAUCCCCCCUCUAGAAGUGCCGCGGCCAUAGCGUGGGGCUCUGCCUUCAUCGCGGGAGCUUACUUUGUCAUGCCCUUAUUCGCCUGGAUGCUGUUGCCGCUGAAGUUCUCUUUUGGUAGCGGGGGACUCAGAAUCGUGCCAUGGCGUGUCCUGAUGUGGGCAUCCACGAUCUGGGGCAUACUGGCCUGUGUGGGCAUGGCUCUCCUACCCGAGAGUCCCGCGUACGUGCUGGGCACGAAGGGCGGCCCGGAAGCCUUAGCCGUGCUGGCUAAAUUCUACUCGUGGAACCAGAAGAAACCACCCGCUGAAUACCCGAUCACGGAAAUAGUUUCCCCUCCUAUUCAUAGUCCGAAAUUAAAAGAAUCCUUAGCGCGGAUCAAGUACAUGAUAAAGCCACCCUUGCUGAGAUGUGUACUUAUUAGUCAUAUCUGUAAUUUCAUGGUUUUUAUGCAGAGCAAUGCUUUUUAUGUUUGGCUGCCCCACAUCGUGGACGAACUCUUGAAGCACGGCCCCAGCAGGCCUGGCGCCAGCUUGUGUCGGAUCAUGAACGAUAUACACAGCGCUGUCAAUAAAAACAAACUGUGUGUUGACGUCCGCGGCGGCCCGCCAGUGUUCCCGGCCCUACGAGGUUUCAUUCCAUUGGUAAUGGACGAGUGUAUCCCGGUUUCGAUGGAAAAGGCCAUGUAUCCGAUAGCCAUAGUCGUCGGGGCUAUCACGGCCAACAUAUACGCCGGCAUCGGUUUUGGGAUGAGGAGAGGCUGGGCAAAGGCUAAAAUGUACUGUAUGAUAAUGGGCACCUGCGCCUUGUUCAUCGUGGCGGCGGCGUUGGUACCAAACUACAUCGCGGGCAUCAUCCUGUUCGUGCCUGGCGUGUGCGGGAUCGCUUCCAAUACCGUGCUGGCUGCCGCUGUUAUAGAUGUCAUUCCAACGUGCUUGAGAGCCCUGUCGAUGUGUACCCUCUUCAUGAUAGGGCGCCUGGGCGCAGCCGUGGGGUCUCACACGCUGGCGUGGGGCCUCGAGCACAACUGUGUCGUUAUAGUGCUGCUCAUCACCGUACUCACUACUGUGACGGGGUCCCUGUUGUUCCUGUGGCCCGACACCCAAAAGACACGGGAAGAGAUGAAGGCUCAAAAUUUCAACUACUGA
Molecule: messenger RNA, 1638 nt
Organism: Leguminivora glycinivorella
Lineage: Eukaryota; Metazoa; Arthropoda; Insecta; Lepidoptera; Tortricidae
Product: organic cation/carnitine transporter 7-like
Exons: 12
Coding region: 88-1638 (516 amino acids)
Biological process (GO): transmembrane transport
Molecular function (GO): transmembrane transporter activity
Source: RefSeq, a predicted model, not a curated record